Molecule: messenger RNA, 6252 nt
Organism: Echinops telfairi (small Madagascar hedgehog)
Lineage: Eukaryota; Metazoa; Chordata; Mammalia; Afrosoricida; Tenrecidae
Gene: MIA3
Product: MIA SH3 domain ER export factor 3
Exons: 29
Coding region: 1-5730 (1909 amino acids)
Biological process (GO): endoplasmic reticulum to Golgi vesicle-mediated transport; protein secretion; vesicle cargo loading
Cellular component (GO): endoplasmic reticulum exit site; endoplasmic reticulum membrane
Molecular function (GO): protein binding
Source: RefSeq, a predicted model, not a curated record
AUGGCUGCGGCGCGGGGGCUGCUCCUGGGGCUGCUCCUGCUCGGGCCGCGCUGCCGGGUGGCGGCUCUCAAGGACUCCAGCUCGGGCCGGCGCUUCUCGGAGCACAAGCUCUGCGCGGACGAGGAAUGCAGCAUGUUAAUGUACCGGGGCGAGGCUCUAGAAGACUUCACAGGCCCAGACUGUCGUUUUGUGAAUUUUAAAAAAGGCGAUCCUGUAUAUGUCUACUAUAAACUGGCAGGGGGGUCACCUGAAGUUUGGGCUGGAAGUGUUGGGCGUGUUUUUGGAUAUUUUCCAAAGGAUUUAAUCCAGGUAGUUCAUGAGUAUACUAAUGGAGAGUUACAACUUCCGACAGACGAGACAGAUUUUGUUUGCUUUGAUGGAGGAAGAGAUGACUUUGACAGUUAUAAUAUAGAUGAACUUCUAGAAUCUUGGGAGCUACAUGAUUCUGCAACUGGAGAUUGGGAGAGAACUCUAGAAGAAACUUCUCAGCAUAUGAAAAAGCCUCCGGAAGUGUCUGAGCAAAGUGACCUAGAACCUGAGCCCAAAGAAGCCAACUUAGAGGAAAAUGAAAGUUUACUCUCUGAAAACACCAAGGAUCUAGAAGGAAAAUCUGAGGCUCCAAAGACUCACCCUCAUGCAAAUAGUCAAAUGGAUAACACGCAUUCUGCCUUUGACCCUUUUGAGGAAAUGCUGAAAGAGAAGUUAAAAAUGCCAGAAGGAGAAAACAACAAAACCAUCAAUGGUUCUCAAGGUUCCGAUGAACAAGAGACGAUCAACGCUUAUAAACUUUUGAAAAAAGAAAUGACCCUGGAUUUGAAAACCAAAUUUGGCUCAACUGCUGAUGCACUUGUAUCGGAUGAUGAGACAACCAGACUUGUUACUUCAUUAGAGGAUGAUUUUGAUGAGGAAUCGGAUGCGGAGUAUUACACAGUUGGGAAAGAGGAAGAGGAGAACACAGACAACUUGGAUGAGCUACCUUUACUAACUUUCACAGAUGAAGAUGUGCGCGCUCCAGCGAAACCUGGAGUUGAGAAAUAUUCAGCAGAUAAAGAGGAGACGUCAAGUGGAGUGAACGUGAUUGAGGUAGCUCAGCCCCCUGGCAUCAAAGAUGAUAAAAAUAUCCUCAUCACCUUGGGGGAUACUGUUGUGUCUCUCGUCACAGGAAGUGAGGAACAAACACGAGUGAUGGAGUUAGAGAGUUCUGACUCAGAGGAAGACCAGGAAGAUGGCUUGCCAGUCUCAGAUGGCAGGUGGAGAGAAACACUAUCCGCAAAGGAUUCUUUUGGCUCUGAGGGUGCAGGAGGUCGCUUUGUGACUACAGAAGCCUCCAAAACAAAUGCUGAUUCAGACCCAGAAAUGGACGUAGACUAUCACGUCAAAGGAAGACACGGGAAUGUUCUGGAAUCCAAGAGAAGCCUGUUGCCAGAUGAAUCAGAGGGUAAGAAGCAAGAAGAGAUAGCUGUGCAUGGUACCACUCAAAGCAGUCAUCUUAGCUCUCUGCUUUCUUCUGAGAAGGGUCAGGAACCAUUAAAAUUCACCGCUGAUAACAAGGAAAAUGCCCUAAAAGCAGCUAUUCUUAUCUCAAAAGAUGCACUCCGUGAAGAAAAACCCGUUGAACGCAUUUUGGAGGAUGGUUCAAAUAGUAAAUCGGUACAUCGAAAUGCAGGGCAUCAAAUGAACGAAUUAAAAAUGAAAGAGGAACCCAAGGAUAUUGUACCACCCUUAGAUGAUCUGCACCAGGCACCCAGCAGCAGUGUGGAGGAAGUGGAUGCUGUGGCAAGUGGACCCGGACCCCACUCACUUGCUGCGGGGCAUCCAGGUCAGGAUCCCAAGGAGGAGCCAGUUCUUCAAACUCAAAGUCUUCCUAGAUUCUCCUCUGCUGAUGAAACUGGUUCGCCGGCAGAACUCGAUGAAGAGGUUCCCGCUCAGGAAGGACAUCGUUUUUGGCAGCAAGAAAAAGAUAUGGCUUUUGCAGUUCAUAAGCACAUGGAUGAGAGGAGGAAGCUCUCCGGGGAAGCAAUCAAAGAGAUUGUUCGUCACCAAGCAGUGCAGGACUCACAGCAAGUAGGAACAGCAGGCCAGACUGAUAGUGCAGGAGCACCAGGCUUCUACGCCGACAAGCCGGAAGCCGAUGAGCACAUCCCCGAAGAGCUGCUGGAGGAUGAAAAUGCUCUGAGUGCAAAACAGUCUAAAGAACAAAGUACUGGGGCUCAGGACAGGUUAGAUGUGACUUCGCCCGCUAUUAACAAAGCUCCUAUAGAGAGCACUAGCCCUGGUACAGAAACUGAAGAAACCAAAAUAGAUUUGGAGCUGGAAGGAAAACGUGAAACUGUGGCCAAAGGGGUUGAGGACCCGGAGCCUGCUAGCAUGACUGUGGGAGCACCAGAAAGCCCUUUCGUAGAUGAGAAAACCCACAGACCACCACAAGGAAGUGGCUUUCCAGACACACGAAACCUUCAGGCUUCAGAGUUCAGUGAAGUGUUUCCAAGUAGAGAGACUGAUGAUGGCCUUGAACAUGAUAACCUUGAGGAACAGCUGAAGGCCUUGGGGCUGGCAGAAGAGCGUGAGCUAGAGGGACUCUCAAAAGAGGACCAGGAGGAGUUACCAGAACUCUUGGACCCAGAAGACCAGUGGUCUGCUUCUGAAGCAGUCGAAGAUGACCCGUUCCAUUGGGCUCCACCUCCACCUUCAGAGCACAGUGACGGUGGGAAGGACCUGCCUAUAAUACGCAGCUUUUUUAAGGAACAGCAGUCUAUGCAGAGGUUCCAGAAGUACUUUGAUGUCCAUGAACUGGAAGCCAUGUUCCACGAAAUGUCCUUAAAGUUGAAGUCUGCCCAACAGGAGAGCCUGCCUUACAAUGUGGAUAAGGUCCUAGAUAAGGUCUUUCGUGCCUCUGAGUCACAGAUUCUGAGUGUAGCCGAAAAAAUGCUUGAUAUGCGGGUGGCUGAAUACAAAGAGCAAGAGAUGAAGGAAAAUAACAUAUUUGAAGAGGCUGCGGCGCUAGACGAUGUCCAAGACCUAAUCUAUUUUGUCAGGUACAAAUACUCCACAGAAGAGGAGCCUGUGUCGAUGGUGACCCCACCGCCUCCAGAGGAAGACUGGGACAGACCCAGGGAAGGGAUUCCACCUCCACAUGAGGAUAAUUUCCAACCAGAAAGCACAGAAGACCCGGAAAUACCUGCUCCUGAAGAGCCCACCCACGUGGAUCAACCAGCAGCCAGUGACACCGUGGCCUCACAGGAGUCACAGAUCCCGAGUACAGAGAACGACUCUGACCCAGGGGUAAUUACAACAGAAGGCACUGAUAUUGAUGCCGAAAAGCGACUGGAUCCAAAUGCUGAGGCGCCAACAAGCGCUCCACCUCCAGAAAGCACAGCUCUUUCCUUGGAUUCCUUCGUGUUUUAUUUAACCCACUUGCUGGUUGCUACAUUACCUGAUGAUGUUCGACCUGGGCCUGAUUUUUAUGGGCUGCCAUGGAAACCUGUACUUAUCACAAUCUUCUUGGGAAUUUUUUCAUUUGCCAUUUUCUUCUGGAGAACCUUCCUUGCUGUAAAGAGUAGAGUAUAUCAAGUUUCUGAGCAACAGAUUUCUGAGAAGUUGAAGACUAUCAGGGAAGAAAAUAAAGAACUUCUAGAAAAAUUGUCAAAAUAUGAACAGAAGAUCAAGGAGUCCAAAAAACAUGUUCAAGAGUCCAAGAAACAAAAUAUGAUUCUCUCUGAUGAAGCAGUUAAAUUUAAGGAUAAGAUCAAAGAGCUUGAAGAAACAAAUGAAGUUUUGGAAGAAAGAGCUAAAACCUUGCGUGCUCUGUUACACUCUGAACGAGAACAGAAUGGGAAGAAUCAGGACUUGAUAGUGGAAAAAAAGAAGGCUAUAGAGAAGUUAAAGGAUGUCAUUUCGAUGAAUGCCUCAGAGUUCUCAGAGGUUCAAAUUGCCCUUAAUGAAGCUAAACUUAGUGAAGAAAAGGUGAAAUCUGAAUGCCAUCGAGUCCAAGAAGAAAAUGCUAAGCUUAAGAAAAAGAAGGAACAGUUACAGCAGGAAAUACAGGACUGGACUAAAUCACAUGCGGAGCUCAGUGAGCAAAUCGUAUCAUUUCAGAGGUCUCAGAAAGAUUUGGAAACAAAGCUUCUUCACAAAGAUGAUAACAUUGAUGCAUUGACGAAUUGCAUUACACAGUUAAAUCGGUUAGAUUGUGAAUCUGAAUCCGAGGAUAAAAAUAAAGGUGAAAGUGGGUCAGAUGAAUUAGCAAACGGGGAAAUGGGAGGUGACCGGAGUGAGAAGAUAAAAAAUCAAAUUAAACAAAUGAUGGAUGUCUCUCGGACAAAAACAGCAAUUUCAGUUGUUGAAGAGGAUUUAAAACUUUUGCAAGUUAAGCUAAGAGCCUCGAUGUCCACUAAAUGUAACCUGGAAGACCAAAUCAAGCAGCUAGAAGAUGCCCGCAAUUCACUGCAGUCAACCAAGGCUGGACUGGAAGAUGACUGCAAAACCCUGAAGCAGAAAGUCGAGAUUCUGAAUGAGCUGUACCAGCAGAAGGAGAUGGCCCUGCAAAAGAAACUGAGUCAAGAAGAAUACGAGCGGCAAGAAAAGGAGCAGCGGCUGUCCGCUGCCGAUGAAAAGGCGGUUCUGGCAGUAGAGGAAGUUAAAACCUACAAGCGGAGAAUUGAAGAAAUGGAAGAAGAGUUACAGAAAACAGAGCGCUCAUUUAAAAACCAGAUUGCUACUCAUGAGAAGAAAGCGCAUGAUAACUGGCUCAAAGCACGUGCUGCAGAAAGAGCUAUAGCUGAAGAGAAAAGGGAGGCUGCCAACUUGAGACACAAAUUACUGGAAAUAACCCAGAAGUUGGCGAUGCUCCAAGAAGAACCUGUGAUUGUAAAGCCAAUGCCAGGAAGACCUAGUACACAAAACCCUCCGCGGAGAGGUCCUCUAAGCCAGAAUGGCUCAUUCGGCCCAUCUCCGGUUAGUGGUGGCGAGUGCUCCCCUCCACUGACAGCAGACCCACCUGGGAGGCCCCUCUCUGCCACUCUCAGUCGCAGAAAUAUGCCUAGAAGUGAAUUCGGGCAGGUGGACGGACCUCUGCCUCGUCCACGAUGGCCAUCGGACGCAUCUGGAAAACUCUCCGCCUCUGCAGACCCGGGACCUGGUCCAGCUCCCAUGAUGAACAGCAGCUCUGGAAGCUCUUCCCCUAAGGUGACGGACGAGGGCAAACAAACUCUUCCCCAAGAGCCUGAAGGCGCCUCAGGUGCCAGCAGCCCAUCAGUGACUGAGCAGCCAGUAGCAGUUAACAUGGCUGCCAAAGGGCCCCCUCCUUUCCCAGGAAUGCCCCUCAUGAGCUCCCCAGUGGGAGGCCCUCCCCCACCACCCAUCAGAUACGGACCGCCACCUCAACUCUGCAGACCUUUUGGACCUCGACCCCUCCCUCCACCAUUUGGUCCUGGUUUGCGUCCACCACUAGGCUUAAGAGAAUACGCACCAGGCAUUCCACCCGGAAAACGGGACCUACCUCUCGACCCUCGAGAAUUUUUACCAGGACAUACACCUUUCAGACCUUUAGGCCCAAGAGAAUACUUUAUUCCUGGUACCCGAUUGCCACCUCCACCCCAUGGCCCCCAGGAUUAUCCACCUUCGCCUGCUGCAAGAGACUCACUGCCUUCUGCCUCUAGAGAUGAACCCCCCCUACCUGCCUCCCAGAGCAGUAGCCAGGAUUCUUCACAGUCUUUAAAACAGAGCCCGUAACUCCAUCUCCUCUGUUCCGUAGCCUGAGAGUGGAUGCUGCACUGUUGGGCUAUAGUAACGGAUUCUAUUGGCUUCUAAAUCUACAAGUUUAUUUUAAAAGGUUUGUUUUUAGAACUAAACUGCGCUGGCAGUGUGCAUUUUUGAGCCAAACAAUUCAAGAAUAUAAUCUCCUACCCCAAUAAAGACCACCUCUUAAAGCUAGCACCUCCUUAAAACAACUUUGAAAUGUGCAAUAAAAAAAUACCUGUGUUUGUAGUUAAUGUAGAAUAGGUAAUUGCUAAAUGAUUUAGAAUGUCAUGAAGAAUAUGAACAUUUCCUGUGGAAAUGCUUUAAGAACAUGUAUUUCCAUUGUCUUAUUUUUGGCAUACACCAGUUGAUGAAAGAGCAAUGGUGUUUAUAAGCUUGAUUUUUAAAAAAUAGCUGGUCGCAGACUAAAAAAGGUUUACUAAAAGAUCACUAAACUAUCUCCCCGAUUGUUACAGUUCUUUGUAGUAAUAGUUCAUAAAAAAUUGUUUAUUAAUA